Molecule: messenger RNA, 621 nt
Organism: Staurois parvus
Lineage: Eukaryota; Metazoa; Chordata; Amphibia; Anura; Ranidae
Source: the annotation of a GenBank genome assembly
ACCAAGAAACACACACAAACAGAGAUACCUGUACACACACACACACAGACAUGUACAUACACACACACACAGAAACAUGUACACACACACAGAGACACAUGUACACACAUGCGCACAGACACAUGUAUACACACACAGGCACAUACAGACGCACAGACACAUGUACAUACACACAGACACAUGUACAUACAUACACAGACACAUGUACAAACAGACACAUGUACGCACACACACAUACAUGCACACACACAGACACAUGUACACACACACACACACACAGACACAUGUACAGAUACACACGUACAUACACAUAGACACAUGUACAAUUGUACAUGCAUACACACACACGUACACAUACACACACCCAUAAAAAGUUGCAGUACUUUGUUGUUCACUCACAGAUCCGGGUACUGCACUCUAGGGGGAGGCAGAGAGCACAGCCCACACUCCUUGCUUUGCUUUCACUGCGCUCAGCUAUUGAGCAGUCUGACGGCUCCCAGUGCCAAUGACAGAUCCAGCCUGAGCUCCGAGCCUGCUCAGCAAGACGGCCCUGGGGGACACACUCGCCCCCACCAUAAAUUCCACUAGCCAUUGGCGAGCAGGCGAGUGGAAAUUUCAAGC